Molecule: messenger RNA, 3240 nt
Organism: Trichophyton rubrum CBS 118892
Lineage: Eukaryota; Fungi; Ascomycota; Eurotiomycetes; Onygenales; Arthrodermataceae
Exons: 1
Coding region: 1-3240 (1079 amino acids)
Cellular component (GO): nucleus
Molecular function (GO): chromatin binding; methyltransferase activity
Source: RefSeq, a predicted model, not a curated record
AUGAGCUCGUUAUCAACCCCGAACCUCCCGUCGAUAUUCUCCGGAAACGAUGUACCAACCGAGGAAUCAUCUGUGGACAAGGAGGAAGCCGGGGACAAAAAACAGCAUAAUGAGUUCCUGAGCGUCGUUUGCCCGCCGCUACCUGGCCCGGCAUCUGCAUAUGAAGGGUAUCGGCCUCCAUACCCUAUAUCCAAGGAAGGGAAUGCUGUGAAUACCCUGUUUCUCCAGGACAAUUGUACCCAGGAAGAAUACGGCGGCUCUCGAUUCGUCAGCUUUGUACUAGACGAUUAUACGAUAUACAAUCGCACAGGUGGGAACGGGAGACGGACUGGUAUGGUGCCGCUUAAUGAUGUUGCGAACAAGGAGGGCGGCUCAAUAUUCUUCUUUGACGGUAUAAUCAGGCCCGAGGGAGAGGUCGAUCCUGAAGUUGGCCCUUUCUACCUCCAGCGUAUUGCGUUCAGUAUAGUUUCGCUAGGGGGCUAUGAGGACCCGGACCAGCACACUGUGGGAGAAAAUAUCUGGAUACAAUCCACACACUGUCAGCAGAAGGACAUAUGGUACCACUUGGGGAAACCUUCCGUAGCUUACAAACCAUAUCACCAUUUCUUUAGCUGGUUAGCUGAUCUAGCUAAGCAUUUUGUCGACUAUCUCCACGCGAAUAAAGAGAGGGAUGUCGCCCUGAACCACUUCAAGGAGGAUUUUCACGACUGGCUACUUAGCUGCCACGGUGAGAAUCCGGAUUUUAUUGCCUGGUUAGCAGAAUAUGGCUCCCGCGACUUUCGACAUGCUGUGAAUGCACAUGGCAGGUUCCUGCGAGGACAGGCUUUUACCAUUGAUUUUUCCUCUUACUGCCGCCAUACUCUCUGGGAUGAACUAGGACUUUCAGAAAACCCGAUUAUUACACCGCAACCUACGGUAGUGAAAAACACCGUCGUCACCCCCUUUGUAUACGAAUGUUUUAAGCAAAUGCCUUGGUCCUCCCAUCUGCAGAAAGUUGAAUUGGCUCCCGAAGUUAGAACUCAACACAAGGAGAUGGUGAGGCGACAGAGUGCGCUUCUUGAGACGAAAAGAAAAACCAGUGCUGCUGGUGAUAUUUCCGUUGGGGAUGUUGUUGCGUUAAGAAAGGAAGAUGAAUCCAUCUGGAAAGGCAAGGAAGAGUACUGGUAUGCUCUUGUUCAGGGGUUUGAUCCCAAUAAGCGUCGCGAUCUUCGGUUGAUUUGGCUGUAUCGUCCAAGUGAUACCGUAUGUGCCAACAUGACAUACCCCUACAGCAAUGAACUGUUCUUGAGUGACCAUUGCAAUUGUCAUGAAGGAAAAACACUGGUUCAGGACGUGGUAAAAAAGGUUCCUGUUGAAUUUUUCUCUUUCAACGAAGACCGUGAUAAUUCGACCCUUUUUGUACGACAGACCUACGAAACGAAAGAUGAAACGUUUAGAACCUUGCGUGAAAGUGAUUUCAGCUGUCGUUGUGGGUUUCCUAAAACGCCUACUCAGAAAUUUAAAGCUGGUGAUACUGUGCUGGCACAGUUCGCGAACAAACUCCAGCCUGCAGAGGUUAUCAAUAUAGGACCCGAUGAAGCUACUCUGCGAGUUUUUCCCUACCGCCAGGACCUUGGGGAGACAAACUGUCGUCCUAAUGAACUCAUUUACUGUGAUGAUUAUCGGACUGUUCUAAUAAGCCGUAUUGAAAGGCAUUGCCAUAUUCGCGUCUUCAAACCAGUUCAUGUACCAAAUAUCCCAUGUCCUUAUAAUAGAGACGGGACUGGUGAUGCAUUCUACAUCAUUUAUAAAAAGGAUGGCGAGAAUUUGACCGUUAUGAAUUCCCCUCCAAAUUUUAAGGAAGGAUUCGACCCCUCAACCUCUUCUCUGCAUAAGUUAAAGGCCCUCAAUCUCUUUAGUGGCGGAGGGACAUUUGAUCGAGGACUUGAAGAAGGAGGAGCGGUCGAAAGCAAGUGGGCAGUGGAAUGGGGCGUUCAACAGAUGCUUACUUAUAGGGCUAAUCACCCUGACGGUAAGGGGCUAAAGCUAUUUUGCGGCUCUGUCAACGAUUAUCUGCUCCAGGCUAUUACGGGAAAGGAGAAUAUAUACGUUGCCAAAAUAGGAGAUGCUCAUUUCAUUUCUGCAGGCAGCCCCUGCCAGGGUUACUCUAGUGCCAAUGCCUACAAAGAUAAUGAGGUGUCAAUGCGGAAUUCAUCUAUGAUCGCAUCUGUGGCAAGCUAUAUCGACCUCUACCGGCCUCAGUACGCGAUACUCGAAAAUGUGACUGGCAUGGCUAGCCGGACACAUGUACAAAACCCUCUUUCUCAGCUUUUAUGUACCUUUGUCGGUAUGGGAUAUCAGGCUCGUGUUUUCAAUUUAGAUGCAUGGAGCUUCGGUGCGCCCCAAAGUAGGUCUAGACUUUUCAUCGCGAUCACAGCUCCAGGCCUUCAUGUCCUAGAGCAUCCUGCUUUAACCCAUUCACAUCCCCCGGGAACUAAAUCUCGUGCUCUUGGUGAUAACCCUAAUGGCUCGACUUUUGGUGAAAGGCGCUGGGACACUCCUGUUUUCGAGUUUGUAUCUGCACACUCGGCCACUCAAGACCUGCCUUCUAUUGAUACUGCACGAAUAAUGUCCAUACCCUGGCCGGAUCACCGCCCUUCCCGAGUCGAAUCCGAGGAGAAACAGACGUUAAUCCAGAAUAUCCCCAAGUAUCCUAGGGCGCAAGGGUUGAUUGGAGCCAUAGCAAGGGGUUGGGUUGACCCUCUGGAACACUCUGCACGGAUGAAAGCUGCUACCUCUAAAGCCUGGUCCCGAAUCCAUCCUGAGAAGCUAUUUCCAACAGUUACAACUGGUGUCUGUCCCUUCUGUAUAUUCACGGGCAGUUGGCUCCAUUGGCAGGAAGAUCGCUUGGUGACAGUUCAAGAAGUGAGGCGUGCCCAGGGGUAUCCAGACAACGAAGUUCUUAUUGGCAGUCCUGUUCAACAGUGGAAAAUCGUUGGAAAUAGCGUAGCAAGACAGGUUGCCCUUGCGCUUGGUCUUGUAGUCAGAGAGGCAUGCAUCCGCAAUCAAUACGGACGGUCAGCUCAAAUUUUAGCCGCGAAUACUACAACCAUGUCAGAAGAACCGAAAGGCCAACCCCCCUCAACUCCCAAAAGCUCAGCAGCUCCACUACCUACUAAGCGAUGUAGUGACAUUGCAGUUGUGGUAUCGUCACGCAAAUCAGACAUUGAAUCUACGAAACGGCAAAAGUUGUCACCCUGA